Molecule: messenger RNA, 477 nt
Organism: Staurois parvus
Lineage: Eukaryota; Metazoa; Chordata; Amphibia; Anura; Ranidae
Source: the annotation of a GenBank genome assembly
UAUUAGUGCAGAACACUGUACCUUUAAUUUAAAUGCCCUUGGAGUCUGCUGGGGAAGAGAACUAAUACUGUCAGUCAGUAUGACAUUGCAGAUGAGUGCCGUCGAUCUUAGAAUCACCGCACACUUCACUCAUUUGGGCAGUCACGGGGCCAAAACCAGAGUGUGGAGCCACAGUGUGGUGGUGGAGGCAGCAGCAAUGGGGAGGCCAUACAGCACCCUAUGACAAAAAUGGAACCCACCAGCAGUGUGAGGAGACCUGAAAGUGGCACAUGGCAGAGUGUGGCGAUGGAGACAGCAGCAAUGGGAGGCCGUACAGGGACCCAUGACACACUCUGGACCUGGCAGCAGCAUGGGAGAGGCGGGUACAGGGCCCAUGACAGAUUACGGGCCUGGCAGCAGCACAAUGGAGGCCGUAUAGGGACCCAUGACACACACUGGACCUGGCAGCAAGCAAGAGGAGGCGGUACAGGGGCCCAU